Messenger RNA from Alternaria ethzedia, 273 nucleotides. RefSeq lists its product as uncharacterized. The transcript has 2 exons. The coding region runs from base 1 to 273 and encodes 90 amino acids. The record is from RefSeq and is a predicted model, not a curated record. NCBI's taxonomy places the organism in Eukaryota, Fungi, Ascomycota, Dothideomycetes, Pleosporales, Pleosporaceae.
AUGCUCCCCUUCUACGGCACAGGCUGGGCCGCGCGCCCAGGCAAUAACAACGCAUACGGCCAAAACACCACUGCACCCUACUACAACAACCAACACAACCCCGCGCCGCCUUACUCCGCCGCCACCAAUAACAACAACGGAGGUUACUACGGCGGCGGAGGCGCAAACCAGGGCUACUACGGUCAGCAAAACGGCGUCGAGCUGCAGAGUCCGCAGCCAACAUACGGAGGCGGGUAUGCGCCGCCGCCGGGCCCGCCGCCGACGAAGGGUUAA